Messenger RNA from Paramecium octaurelia, 553 nucleotides. The record is from the annotation of a GenBank genome assembly. Lineage: Eukaryota; Ciliophora; Oligohymenophorea; Peniculida; Parameciidae.
AUGCAAAUAAAUUUUUAUCAUGUUUUACUCGACCAAUCUAAUACUUAAUUAAAUAAGGCCAUUUAUUUGACAACUUUUCAAACAUUCAAAACACUUUACAUUAAGAAUAAAUAUUUAAAUCCAUUAAUUUAUAACAAAACCCGCUAAAAUUCUGAUCCCCCUCCUAAUUCUAUUAUUCCCGGGAUUCCAAUACAUUCUCAUCAAAUUAACAGAGUAAUUUCAAUCGGUAUCACCCAAACCCAUAUUGUAUUAUCAAUUAAUUAACAUUUAGUAUGUUUUCUUCUUUAUAAAAUUAAACAACGAAUUUCAAGGAUAGUUGGGACCCAACACAAUUAAACUUUACAGAGCAAGGAAACUCCAUCUAACAAAACUGCAAAAUACAACACUUUAAACAUUCAAUAUACAAAUUAAGAAGGUUUAUCAAAGAAUUAAUUUAAAUUCAAAUUACCAUUCUUGGGAAAUCCAAAUAAGGAUGCCCCUUUGGCAUUACGAUCUUCAUAUAUUAAUGAUGAAACCCCUCAAACUAUUAAACCUUAUAUGGUUGUAUAAUUGA